This is a messenger RNA of Piliocolobus tephrosceles (Ugandan red Colobus), 4760 nucleotides long. It is a transcript of the gene WDFY1, whose product is annotated as WD repeat and FYVE domain containing 1. Gene Ontology annotation, molecular function: protein binding; metal ion binding. The record is from RefSeq and is a predicted model, not a curated record. Gene Ontology annotation, biological process: positive regulation of toll-like receptor 3 signaling pathway; positive regulation of toll-like receptor 4 signaling pathway. Gene Ontology annotation, cellular component: early endosome. The coding region runs from base 173 to 1405 and encodes 410 amino acids. The transcript has 12 exons. Lineage: Eukaryota; Metazoa; Chordata; Mammalia; Primates; Cercopithecidae.
UGCGCGGCAUCCCCAGGCAAUACGGGCGGUGCGGCGGCAGCACUCGGGGGCUUACGGCGGCGCGGCGCCCACGAGGCCCCAGCAGCAGAAGGGAAACCUGAGCGUCGGCUCCCGCCCAGUCGUCAGCUGAUGGGCGGCCUGCCGAGUAAGCAGCCGCCUUCGCCGUGCGAACAUGGCGGCCGAGAUCCACUCCAGGCCGCAGAGCAGCCGCCCGGUGCUGCUGAGCAAGAUCGAGGGGCACCAGGACGCCGUCACGGCCGCGCUGCUCAUCCCCAAGGAGGACGGCGUGAUCACGGCCAGCGAGGACAGAACCAUCCGGGUAUGGCUGAAGAGAGACAGUGGUCAGUACUGGCCCAGCAUUUACCACACAAUGGCCUCUCCUUGCUCUGCUAUGGCUUACCAUCAUGACAGCAGACGGAUAUUUGUGGGCCAGGAUAAUGGAGCCGUAAUGGAAUUUCACGUUUCUGAAGAUUUUAAUAAAAUGAACUUUAUCAAGACCUACCCAGCUCAUCAGAACCGGGUAUCUGCGAUCAUCUUCAGCUUGGCCACAGAGUGGGUCAUCAGUACUGGCUAUGACAAGUGUGUGAGCUGGAUGUGCACGCGAAGCGGGAACAUGCUCGGGAGGCACUUCUUCACGUCCUGGGCUUCGUGUCUGCAAUAUGACUUUGACACUCAGUAUGCUUUCGUUGGUGAUUGUUCUGGGCAGAUCACCCUGCUGAAGCUUGAACAGAACACAUGUUCAGUCAUCACAACCCUCAAAGGACAUGAAGGUAGUAUCGCCUGCCUCUGGUGGGACCCUAUUCAGCGGUUACUCUUCUCAGGAGCAUCUGACAACAGCAUCAUCAUGUGGGACAUCGGAGGAAGAAAAGGCCGGACGCUCUUACUUCAGGGCCAUCAUGACAAGGUACAGUCGCUGUGCUACCUUCAGCUCACCAGGCAGCUCGUCUCCUGUUCCUCGGAUGGCGGAAUUGCAGUGUGGAACAUGGAUGUUAGCAGAGAAGAGGCUCCUCAGUGGUUGGAAAGUGAUUCUUGUCAGAAAUGUGAGCAGCCCUUUUUCUGGAACAUAAAGCAGAUGUGGGACACCAAAACGCUGGGGCUGAGACAACAUCACUGCAGGAAAUGCGGGCAGGCUGUCUGCGGGAAGUGCAGCAGCAAGCGCUCAACUUACCCAGUCAUGGGCUUCGAGUUCCAAGUCCGGGUUUGUGAUUCUUGUUACGACUCCAUCAAAGACGAAGAUCGGACUUCUCUAGCGACCUUUCAUGAAGGAAAACAUAACAUUUCCCACAUGUCCAUGGACGUUUCCAGGGGACUGAUGGUGACCUGUGGGACCGACCGCAUUGUAAAGAUCUGGGACAUGACGCCUGUAGUGGGCUGCAGUCUGGCAACUGGGUUUUCUCCACACUGAUCUGAGAGCUGGGCGACAUCCACAGCUAAGAACAGCAGCUCCACCAAAUGAAGUCCUUCCCGCGCAGCUCCACAGUGCUGUCUCGUGAAUGGACAGUAGCCACUUACAAACAAAUCAACAUUUUUAGAAAGGAAAUGUAAAAGUGUGUUUUGGGGCAUUUGCGGAACUUACCUGUGGGGACUAAUAUGUGAAAGGUCUCUCUGUAGUGGUUCCCUGAAGACUGGAAUUACUUCAGUGAAACUUCCCCAUGAACAGUGAGCUAAUGUGUAGUGAAAAAAUGAGCUAGCAAAUGAGUUUUAGCAGGGACAAAAAGUGAAAAAAGUGAACACUUAGAACUUUCUCAAAGCAGUCACAAGUACAGACACUUCACUUAGCCUAGGGGGCCUUCCAGGGUUCUUGUGGCUGUUGUCAGAGCAGGAGCUGGGGGAAGGAAGACUUGUUCUCUCUUUCUUGAGGGGUGGCAUUAGGAACUUACGAAACCAGAGACCUUUCCCUAUGAGCUGGCAGUAUGUGAAAUCGUCUACACUUAGUUAUUGAUAAACUUCUUAAAGAGAUCUGUUAUUUUCAGGUAGUGCCAUAAUCUGCGCUUAGCAUUGGCUUUCUUCAAUAGUUUCUCUUCCCAGCCAGUAUGCCACAGGUGAACUUUUGAGGUUGUCCUUAAGUAAGUUGUGAAAUUUCUCUAAUAUCCAAGGCAGUCCGCAUGCUUCCCUUUCCCCCAAAUUCUGAGGACAAAACUUUUUUAUGGUGCUGUUAACAUGGGAGUCACACAGACGCCUGACUUUUUCUCAUUGCCGUUAGUAAUAAGUGAUGGAAAACCCAGCCACCAUUGUGAUGCGAAAUGAUCUGUCUGUUGCCUGGAACAGCCCAGUCCUCUUAACUGAAACAGCAUUCUACUUGUUGUUCCAAGAUGAGCCUCUGCAAUAUUCUGGCAAUUUAAUAUACCCCCACAAAAGCACUCUACAGCUUUUACACUAUUUUGACUUUGAGUUAUAACUAGUAUUAUUCAUGUUUUCAUAAAAAGAAGUUAGUGACCCAGAGCUGUCACAAUAAUUCCCAACUCGCAAAUUGCUUUCCUAACAACUAGCAAAAGCUGUUGUUCAUAAAGGCAUUUCUAAAGGUUUUGGGCGCUGUGUACCAGGAUGAGGAAGAGAAGAAAUGAGGAGCCUGUGUUUUAAUAUUCCAGUAUUUGUGUGUGUGAUUUUUUUGGACAACAGUACAUCGUAUAUCUAUUUCUCUAGGGAUAUGGAAGUACGUGGAGAAGGGCCUACCUUUUUAAAGGACAAAUAUAAAAAUAGAUAGCAACAGUAUCUUUGCUAAUCUUACUAAUGGAUAUUGAUUUAAAAAAAAAAAAAAAAAACACCUCAGUACUGCAUCACUGUGUUGGGAUCAUACCAAGACAAUAGGGUCAUUCCAUAUGAUAAAACUAAAGGACUACAUCUGUUUUCUAAUGACAUCUUAGAGGGACUGAGAAGUUUAAGGUGGCAAUUAAACUAAGAUGUCUUAAUGGCUGUGUGACACUGGUAAGGAAAGGAAAGGGGCUCGGGCGCAUCAGGUACUGGAAUGACAUGCAUUCAACGUUGACUUAUCUUCAGAAAUAAGACUGAAGAGUUUUGUUGUUCCUUAGAGUUUACGUGUUACAUCACCUAAAGAGAUUUCUUUUAAAAACUUUCUAGACUCUUUGCAAAAUGUGUAUUACUAACAUAGUUUGGAAGAAAAACUGAGUAGUGGUAAGUUUUGUUCAAACACAGUGUUGAAUGUUAAGCUUCCUGUAUUAAUUUUAGUUCAGUUAAUGGUUCAGCCCAUACAAAGGUGCUAUCCUAGGGAUUUUAUGAAGUCCUGAAAGGAAAAUAGAAUAUGAUCAAUUCCUUGCCCUGUGGAAGAGUGCAGAACUGUGGUUUUGUUUUCCUUUGACUUCUGUAAAAUGUGACCGGUUGACAUCUGUGGUAGUUUGAACAGAAUAUCUCACAGCUGCUGAGUUUACUCCAUAGCUUUCAAACCUUUUUUAUUUUAAGAAAUUCUUGAAAAACCCUAUGUUCCAUGGGAACAUAAAGUUAUUAUAGUGCCUCCGAAGGGGUUAAUAUAAAUCAAGGAGGAAAUUUAUAUUUAAGGACGAAUUGGAAUGACGUAUCUUAGAAAAGGAAAGGCAGAUGUUUCUGUACAGCUUGUCCUCCACCAGGCCUAUCAUCAUUUUUCUUUUUAGAGACAAACAUGACAGGCUUGUCUUGUCUCUCUCACAUGCUAGGUAGCAAAUGGGGUGAUAUUUUUAUAGAAGUGGGCAAAAAUUAUUUUCUCAAUUUUACUGAGUAGGCACAGAAGGAAAGUACAGAUAGUCUGAUCGUUAUUGCCUUAUUUUGACAGCAUUUCUCUUAAAUGGGUCAUUUAAAUUAGUUCUUCAAGUAACAGUUUACUGGUUCCAUUCCUGAAUAUGCAGGCUAAUUUGUACAGAUAGGGAUUAAGGAAUACAGACUAUUAGAGAAGAUCCUUAUAUUUAGAUCUAGUACAUAUGUGAUAAGGAAAUGCCGAUUCUUCAUUAUAAACAAGGUUUAAAACUACUCUUUCUUAGUCCAAAUGAUAGCAAUACCCCUAUAGCAUUAGGUAGAAACAAAUUAUUCAUUACAUUGUAAAUCUCUUUACCAUGUCCUAGCUCUGUCCUGCUAUCUAAAGGAUAUAAAGAAAUAAUAUUGCUCUAGAAUGUAUCACUUUGUUCUCCCAUGAAAGAAUUCAGUUUGUUAGUACCUAUAUUUUUAAACUGGUGAAACUGACCCAGAUAUGUAAUAAAUACCAUAGUAGCUCAGACCCGAGGAGAUAUUUUUCUAAAAUCAGUUUUCAUUAAAGUACUUUCUACUUCCGUUACUGGAUAUGGUAUCUCCUAAAAUGUAAAAAAACAAGCAAACAAAAAACAAACAAACAAACAAAAAAACCUGUUACUCUAAUGAUAAACCAUCUGCUCCUCAUAAGUGUGAGGCUUAACAAAUAAGUAAUACAUGCUAUAUUUAUUCAAGUGUCUAUUGCUUAAUUGUUAAUUGUGAGCAGAUUUAUUGAAUGCCUAUUCUAUUUUCUGCAGUUUACAAUACAAUAACUCUUGGAGUAAGCUGAAGUUUAAUUGUGCAACACAUUUGUAUUAGAGUACAAUUUAAAGUGUUUUUCUCUAUAGCCUUUUUUGACGGGGGAAGCAAAGGGUAAUGUUAAUUAGUACACUUUGUUCUUGUACUAGCUAUGUUUCUAUAAAAUAUGGUGCCCUGUGUAUCCCAGAGAUGCUAGAAAACUUUGUUCUUUGCUCCUGUUUGUGGGUUCUUUUUUUGUUUUUGUUUUUGUUUUUCAGAAAAUGCACACAAUAAAACAUUCCUCGCUUGUU